UAAGCUAAACAAAAGUCACCGCCGGAGUGUUAAGAUCGAAACCAAAUUUCAACAAUGAACCAAACAGCCCUUUCACCAUCAAAGCAAUGGCACCCCUCAAAUCAACCAAACCUAAAACCUCUCACCACUUCACCCACCACCUUCAACCCAAUCAAAUCCCUUCGAUUCAACAACCAAAACCUCCCAGUCCUCCGUUCCGCCCUAAACCCUUCAUCCCAGCCUCCACCGGUCGUCGUCGUUGGCUCCGCCAAUGCCGACAUCUACGUCGAGAUCGACCGCCUUCCAAAGGACGGCGAAACCAUCUCAGCUAAAACCGGCCAAACUCUAGCCGGCGGGAAAGGCGCCAACCAAGCUUGCUGCGGCGCUAAAUUAUCGCAUCCGACUUACUUCGUCGGUCAGAUUGGGGAUGAUGCUCACGGAAACCUUGUGGCGGACGCUCUCCGGGAAGGCGGUGUUGUUCUGGAUUAUCUGUCUGUUGUGCCGGCUGCUCCGACUGGGCAUGCAGUUGUUAUGCUGCAGGCGAGUGGACAGAAUUCGAUUGUGAUCGUUGGUGGGGCUAAUAUGAGUUUUUGGCCUGAGAAUUUGCCGGUUCGGCAUUUGGAAGCUGUUUCUUCUGCUGGGAUUGUUUUGUUGCAGAGGGAGAUUCCAGAUUUUGUUAAUGUUCAAGUGGCAAAGGCUGCAAGGAAUGCUGGUGUCCCAGUAAUAUUUGAUGCUGGGGGAAUCGAUGCACCAAUUCCACAAGAAUUACUGGAUUUUGUUGAUAUUUUUAGUCCCAAUGAAAGUGAACUUGCUCGCCUUACAGGAUUGCCAACCGAAAGUUUUGAAGAGAUUACAGAGGCUGCUUUGAAAUGCCAUAAACUGGGCGUUAAGCAAGUUCUUGUAAAACUUGGUGACAAAGGAUCUGCCCUUUUUGUAGAAGGAGAAGAACCAAUUCAGCAACCAGCCAUAUUUGCUAAAACAGUCAUUGAUACAACCGGAGCUGGCGAUACUUUCACUGCUGCUUUUGCUGUAGCGUUAGUGGAGGGAAAGUCCAAAAAGGAAUGCCUCAGAUUUGCCGCUGCUGCAGCGUCUCUUUGUGUACAAGUCAAGGGAGCCAUUCCCAGCAUGCCUGGUAGAAAAUCUGUUCUCGAACUUCUUAAUCACCAUUGAAGAAACAUGCAAAAGGUCACAAUAAGGAGUAGCAGGAAUAAAUGUGCAUGGCAUAGCGAAGAUUCUUGAAAAUGACAAGGAAAAGAAAACUUUUCUGUAGAAGCUUUUUUUGUAGAUGGGCACUUGGGGGUUGUAGUUUGUUUGUCAUUUCAAUAAGACGGUUAGUUUGGAGGGUUCACCUAAAUGAUGUAAACAGAUGAUAAUAUAAUAAAUGUCAGUUUUUUUGUCAAUAAUUAUAUUUACUUUCAAGUUA
Vicia villosa (hairy vetch) is the source of this 1402-nucleotide messenger RNA. RefSeq names its product ribokinase. The record is from RefSeq and is a predicted model, not a curated record. Gene Ontology annotation, molecular function: ribokinase activity. The coding region runs from base 55 to 1149 and encodes 364 amino acids. The transcript is spliced from 5 exons. Gene Ontology annotation, biological process: D-ribose metabolic process. Lineage: Eukaryota; Viridiplantae; Streptophyta; Magnoliopsida; Fabales; Fabaceae.